AGAAGGAAAAGUUUCGAUUGUCUCUAAUUACAUGAAAUAAAAUGAAAGGAUCUAUCACAUUUGAUAAAAUUUACACUUUUUUUGUGAUGAUUUUUUGACAAAUAAAUAGAAAUUAAAGUAUUUAUAGAUAUGUCAAUAUAACUAGUGUAUUCAUCCUUUAUGGCAACCUCAACUCAACAAAAUCAGUGCAUUAAAAUCGGAAAUAAAAAAUUAUGUGAGUGGUACUGGUUUAGUGAUAACCAACUAAUACAAUAAUGAUUGUACGAUGUAAAUUAGUAACCGCCCCAUGAAGUAUUUUAUUAAUUACUUAAAAAAAUGGCCGUACAAAUGGAUACGGGUGGAAAAGAUGAUGUGAAAACACAAUUUUCAACAAGGGAGGGUAUUUACAGAUUGAUGACUUUGUCGGAAUAUUCCCGUCCAAGUCGUGGCGGAUAUCCCAACAAUCAAGGCUCCAGUGGUGCACAAGUCCGUGUUUCGUUUGUUACAAUGCCAGAUCCGUCCGGUAACGGCGAUAAAAUAUGUUUUAAUUAUGGUAAAGAGUUGUAUGUUUAUGUUUAUAAAGGCAUUAAAAAAGCAGUAGACCAAAAUAAGCCUAUUGACAAGAAGAUGUACAAGGGAACAAACCCUACAUGUCAUGAUUUCAAUUCUGUUACAAUGACUACCGAUAGUGUAUCAUUGUUAAUUGGAUUUUCAACUGGUCAAAUACAACUAAUUGAUCCUAUGAAAAAAGAAUUAAGUAAACUGUUUAAUGAAGAUCGUUUAAUUGAUAAAACAAAAGUAACAUGUAUACAUUGGGUACCUGGUUCAACAAAUCUAUUCCUUGUAUCACAUGCCUCAGGUCAACUGUAUGUUUACAAUGAAGAAUUAAUGUGUGGUACAACACCACCAAAUUAUCAACCAUUUAAACAGGGUGAUGGGUACGCGAUUCAUACAUGUAAAACAAAAUCAACGCGAAAUCCUUUAUACCGAUGGGUGAUUGGUAAUGAAGGUUGUUGUAUAAAUGAGUUUGCAUUUUCGCCAUGUGGUACGAAUUUAGCUGUUGUGUCUCAAGAUGGUUUCCUGCGUGUAUUUCAUUACGAUACAAUGGAAUUGAUUGGUAUGGCGCGAUCAUAUUUUGGCGGUUUUCUCUGUGUAUGUUGGUCACCAGAUGGACGAUACAUUGUUGUCGGCGGUGAAGAUGAUUUAGUUACAGUUUGGUCAUUCCAUGAACGACGUGUAGUUGCUCGAGGUCAAGGACAUCGAUCAUGGGUAUCAGUUGUUGCAUUUGAUCCAUUUACAACAUCAUUCAGUGAACCGGAUUGUCAUGAUUUCUCUGGUAGUGAUGAUGAAAGCCAACAAACGAUUAUCAGUCGUAACACAUACGAACGUAAUUUUAACAAACCGUUAUCGAAUCGCAAUAGUACAGGAUCCGAUUGUAAUAAUCGUGUAUCAACAUCAGCAGUUGGAACAUGUUAUAGACUAGGUUCUGUUAGUCAGGAUACACAAAUCUGUUUAUGGGAUAUUACUGAAGAUGUUCUUCGACAGCCGUUAUGUUUAAAUAAAAAUCGUACAAGUGUUUUAGGUUCAGGUAAUUUUACUGGUUCUGGAACAUUUGUUAGUGGCAAUGGACACAAAAUAGGUGAUGGAACGUCGACUAGUAGUGAUCCAGUGACAACUAGUAAACCAUCAACUAUAAAAACAACCAUAAAUAAAGUGGGUCUUAAAAGUGAUAGUAAAAUAAGUAACAUUAGUGUAAAUCAUGCCGAUAGUAAUAGUAAAAAAGUUCUGAACUCAAAGAGUAAUAAUGUGAAUAUCAGUUUAUCAAAUUCUGUAUCACCAACUGUAACCAAUUGUAAAGAUAAUGGUCAAACAAACACAACAACUGGAACGAACGAAGUGCAAAUUGGUAAUAAUAUUCAUGGAAGUCCUUCAGUAUCUGUCAGUAAUACCGUAACAACAGUUAAUUCAUUUACACAACGAAUAACAACCGGACUGGGAUUUGGCGAUAAAAAAUCAGAUAGUUCACAUAAACGUAAUUUUAGUUUAGGUUCAAAAGGUGCCAGUAAUUCCAGUGAUUUAAAAACCAAUACAGUGACAUUAAGGACUAAAAAUUUAACGGAUGUAAAUAAGCGCGAUAAUGACAAAGUGAAUACGUCAAAUAGUAUGGAUAAGUCAUCAAUAUGUGAUCCACUUAGGUUAAUUGGUACGCCGGCAUGUCCCCGUUUUGAUGAAUGUCCCGUCCUAGAACCAUUAAUUUGUAAGAAAAUCGCUCAAGAGCGUCUUACAACAUUAGUAUUUCGUGAAGACUGUUUUGUCACAGCUUGCCAAGAAGGAAUUGUUUAUACAUGGGCACGACCUGGUAGUGCGGGAAUGCCUGGUGGUGGUGGAUUGAAUAAUACAUCCACAACAAUAACAGCUGCAAUUGGAACAAGUGCGGGAGGGAGUGGUGGAGCAGGCGGCGUAAGUGGUGGUAAUAAUAGUGGCACUGUCGUAUAGCAGGCAUCAUCUCAAUUAAAAACGAAUUAUGUAUUGUUAUUGUAACGUUAAACGUUCCUCUCGUACCAUAUGUACCUAUUAUAUUAAUUAUUAUUAUUAUAAAUAAUAUGAUAAUUGAGACGCUAGAUAAAGUAAUGCCUUUGCGAACACACACACAAACAUAAACAGCAUAAGUACAUAAAUCAUUCACA
Molecule: messenger RNA, 2666 nt
Organism: Chrysoperla carnea
Lineage: Eukaryota; Metazoa; Arthropoda; Insecta; Neuroptera; Chrysopidae
Product: WD repeat-containing protein 20
Exons: 5
Coding region: 316-2475 (719 amino acids)
Molecular function (GO): protein binding
Source: RefSeq, a predicted model, not a curated record